GCGAAUUUUCCUCAUCAGUCUCUUUUUUUGUUGCAUCAUGCGAUUCUUCAGUCUGGUUGUAGCAGCCAUAUUUACUGGUGUAUUAAGUACGGAAGAUAUUUGUAGAUACAAUGCUCAUGAAAACUGUCGAGUUUAUUCUGUACUCCCUUAUCCGUUACCGAGAAACGAAGAAGAACUGCAAAACAGUUGCUUAAAUUUGAAUAGAAUUAAAGAGUGCAUAUUAGACAAUGUAAAAAACUGCAGUGCUGAGGCUAUUCAAAAAGACAUUCCAGAUUAUGUGUACAGGGGCGAAGAGUCACGGGAAAGGGAAGCGAAAAGGAUUCGUCUUAUAUUAAAGGAUAAUCAGAGGUUAAUGGACGUUGCAACAGAGGUUUGUCAAGAGGACUCUCAGCUGCGCGCAAACCUUGUUCCAGAUAUGCUUUGCUAUAGCGAAAUAUUUGAGAUAAAUGAUAGAGAUGAGAUAUGCAUGAAUUACAGUACGAAUGCUAUGAACUAUCUUCGAAGUCGUUUAGACAAAAUUAGGCAGGAAGGUGGAGGAUUUAGCGAGCAUUCUUAUUGCUUGAGAGUUCUGUUUGACCUGAAUUGCUUUGUAGACCAGUUCAACAGGAAAUGCAGUUCGCUUGCAAAAGACACGGCACUUGAAUUAAUAAGGAAAGGAGGUAGCUUGGAUGACCAGUGCCCAGUUUCAAUUCGCCUCGACAUUCUAGAAUUUCUGGACGAUUUGAAGGUCCAAACAAAGCAAGAUAUCUUUGUCAGACAAUUACUAGAGAGUGAAAGAUAAGAAGAUUUGAGAAUGAAAGAUAAGAUUUCUGAAGAUAAGAAGAUUUUUUUUUUUUGCUUGUUAACUUUCCAUAAUGUAUUAUUUUCACGAUUUAUAAUGAUUGAAAUGUGAUUUUCUCUUUA
Messenger RNA from Argiope bruennichi, 903 nucleotides. RefSeq lists its product as uncharacterized. The transcript has 5 exons. The record is from RefSeq and is a predicted model, not a curated record. Bases 38 to 781 code for a protein of 247 amino acids. Lineage: Eukaryota; Metazoa; Arthropoda; Arachnida; Araneae; Araneidae.